AUGUCGGAGACGGCACCAGCUGAGACCGCGGCCCCGGCCCCGGUGGAAAAGUCUCCCGCCAAGAAGAAGGCGACGAAGAAGGCGGCGGGUGGCGCUGCCAAGCGCAAGGCCUCUGGGCCCCCCGUGUCCGAGCUGAUCACCAAGGCGGUGGCCGCUUCCAAGGAGCGCAAUGGGCUGAGCCUGGCUGCGCUCAAGAAGGCGCUGGCGGCCGCCGGCUACGACGUGGAGAAGAACAACAGCCGCAUCAAGCUGGGGCUCAAGAGCCUGGUGAGCAAGGGCACCCUGGUGCAGACCAAGGGCACCGGCGCCUCGGGCUCCUUCAAGCUCAACAAAAAGGCUGCCUCCGGGGAGGCCAAGCCCAAAGCCAAGAAGGCUGGCGCCUCCAAGGCCAAGAAGCCCGCCGGGGCCACCCCCAAGAAGCCCAAGAAGGCCGCGGCAGCCAAGAAAUCAGUGAAGAAGACCCCCAAGAAGGCCAAGAAGCCCGCGGCCGCCGGCGUCAAGAAGGUGGCCAAGAGCCCCAAGAAGGUCAAGGCGGCAGCCAAACCCAAGAAGGCGGCCAAGAGCCCCGCCAAGCCCAAGGCGGUGAAGCCCAAGGCGGCCAAGCCCAAAGCUGCCAAACCCAAGGCAGCCAAACCCAAGGCGACCAAGGCCAAGAAGACCGCGGCGAAAAAGAAGUAG
Molecule: messenger RNA, 678 nt
Organism: Suncus etruscus (white-toothed pygmy shrew)
Lineage: Eukaryota; Metazoa; Chordata; Mammalia; Eulipotyphla; Soricidae
Gene: H1-5
Product: H1.5 linker histone, cluster member
Exons: 1
Coding region: 1-678 (225 amino acids)
Biological process (GO): nucleosome assembly
Cellular component (GO): nucleosome
Molecular function (GO): DNA binding; structural constituent of chromatin
Source: RefSeq, a predicted model, not a curated record